Molecule: messenger RNA, 1721 nt
Organism: Paecilomyces variotii
Lineage: Eukaryota; Fungi; Ascomycota; Eurotiomycetes; Eurotiales; Thermoascaceae
Product: trimethyllysine dioxygenase
Exons: 12
Coding region: 49-1464 (471 amino acids)
Biological process (GO): carnitine biosynthetic process
Cellular component (GO): mitochondrion
Molecular function (GO): trimethyllysine dioxygenase activity; iron ion binding
Source: RefSeq, a predicted model, not a curated record
CCGCCCGUUUUCCGGUUUGUAAAGCAUAAUUGAUGCUAAUCCACCAACAUGAGCCGAUUGUCUCCUCUUAGGGCUGUCCUGUCCAGGAAAUAUGCGUGCUCGCCUUUAUCCACGAGACAAGGCCCCGUCUGGGCUUCCACUGGUCGAAGGCUCCAAUCGACGUCUUCAGAGUCUAUGCUGGACUGGGUGCAGCCCGCAAUUUCUGACCCAAAAGCAACUUCGCAUUCCCAGACACCUACUAUCCCCUUGAGGUCUAGUUAUAGUACAAGCAAUCUGUGGAACACUAAGGAUCCGAUACGAAAAAUCACCCUGAAUACUGAGAAAAUCGGUCGUCGCGAUCGUACCUAUCCAACAUUCUGGCUCAGGGAUCAUUGUCAGUGUUCUGAGUGCGUCCACCCGGACACGAAGCAACGUAUUGUGGACACAUUCUCUAUACCUGAAGAUGUUGACUUCAUCGAUGUGAGUUAUGAAGAAGAAAGUACAAGAAUCAAGUGGUCGGAUGGCCACACAGGUGUCUAUCCGUAUGCGUUCCUGAAGGAACAUCAGUUCGGUUCCAGGAGGACUCCCCUGAACCCGUUGACAUUUAGACCAUUCGAGUCGGUAAAGUCCGACUCUAAGACUUUCCCCACGGUUUCCUAUGACUCUGUUAUGGAAAAUGAUCAAGGAGUCCUGGAAUGGAUUGAGCAGAUCCACAAAUGGGGUUUCUGCUUUGUGAAAGGCGUCCCAAUUGACCCAGAGAAGACAAAAACACUCAUUGAAAGAAUCGCUUUUAUCAGGCCUACACAUUACGGCGGAUUCUGGGACUUCACCUCGGAUCUUACAUUCAAGGACACCGCGUAUACAUCAGAGUUCCUGGGUGCUCACACAGAUAACACAUACUUUACUGAUCCCUCGAGGCUGCAGCUAUUCCACCUUCUGUCGCAUACGCAUGGUGAAGGUGGAGCAAGCUUGCUUGUAGAUGGAUUUAAAGCUGCUGAAGUGCUACUACGAGAAAAUCAUCAACAUGCUGAAAUCCUCGGUUGCCUCCAGACGCCUGCUCAUUCGAGUGGUAACGAAAGUGUGUGCAUCCAACCGGUAUACGGGACCCACGUCUUCCAUACUAUCCCGAGGUCGAGACAGCUCUAUAUGGUUCGUUGGAACAACUAUGACAGGGCGCCGAAGUCAGACUGGAAUUUGAAGCAACAGAAAGUUUGGUACGACGCAGCCCGUCACUGGAAUGAAAUCAUCAAGCGUCCAGAAAUGGAGAUUUGGACACAGCUGGAACCCGGGACUGCUCUCAUCUUUGACAAUUGGAGAAUGCUUCAUGGGCGGUCAGAAUUUACGGGAAAGCGGAGGAUGUGCGGUGGUUAUGUCAAUAAUGACGAUUUCGUGUCCCGACAUCGUUUGCUUAAAUUUGGCCGUGAGCGGGCUCUGAAUACACUUGGAGUUUAUCCUGACCCCCUCGAUUGGCCACAAGAGGAGUAAAAGUAUUUGGCAAUGGACAGUUGUACAGUACUAUAGAAAAGUGAGAAAAGUGACCAUCCGGAUAGAGCGGUUGCGAUCAACUUUCAAAAAAGAAGCAAUGGUAGACAUUCUACUCUUUGGCGUCACUAGGAGAACCGUCUCUCUUUAAGGAGGCCGACCACAUCAUGCUUAAGGGGACGAAAGGUAUAGAAAGGCUAUGCCUGUAGGAUAGAGAUCAAUAAUAGCGAAUGUUGGGGUUGAAGAGCUUCUUACGUGAG